Dermatophagoides pteronyssinus (European house dust mite) is the source of this 1232-nucleotide messenger RNA. RefSeq names its product nuclear pore complex protein Nup37 (gene Nup37). The record is from RefSeq and is a predicted model, not a curated record. Gene Ontology annotation, cellular component: nuclear pore outer ring. Gene Ontology annotation, molecular function: protein binding. NCBI's taxonomy places the organism in Eukaryota, Metazoa, Arthropoda, Arachnida, Sarcoptiformes, Pyroglyphidae.
GCAAAAUACCGAGUCAAUUGGCGCCUUUAAAAAAACUUGCUAUUGUUAAACAUAUGAUCGAUUGAUCAAAAUGAUUGGCCAAAAAUUGACAAAUUCUCCUUUUACCAAUGUCGCUUCAUCGAUGAAUAAUAUGACAAUCAAAGAAAAAAAGGUUCAAGUUUUUUAUGAAGAAUUUCAAAUUGAUCUUAAACAAGCAACAGAAAAUACGAUUAAUUCUGUAAAAUUUUGUCCAUUCGAUGGUGCAACAGAUAUAUUGGCCUGUUGUGUACGGGAACGAAUUUUUAUCUAUCAGAUUUCUUUGAGUUCAACAAAUAAUAAUGACAAUAAACAAGGUGAUGGCACCGAAUUCGAUUAUAAAUUCAUUUAUGAUUAUAUUUGUGGAUCGAAAUGUUCAUCGAUCGCUUUCGGACCGAGAACAAAUUUUUCGGCUCAAUCUCAACAAGGUUUCUUAAGCUUAGCAGUAGCUACUGAUGAUUUUUGCAUCCUACUUUUGAAUCAGUCAAUUCAAUAUGAUGACCAUCCGUCGACUAAUAAUGCUGAGCAGCAAUUUUUUACUGGUCACAUCAAUCAUAUCAACGACAUGGCAUUUGAACCGAUUUCUGGUGAACAAUUAGCAUCGACUGGCGAUGAUUGUACCUGUAUAAUUCGAUCAUUACGAGAACCAUCAGAUGGCAAAAACAUCACCAAGUUAAUGCUUUCAUCGCCUGGCGUUAGCAUUAAAUGGCAUAAUACCGAACCCAAUAAACUUUUAGUUGCCGAAAAGAAAGGAAUGAUUCGUUUUUAUGACACAAUAACACGUGUUGCUGUCAUGUCAUUCGAUUGUUAUCGAUAUCCAUUAACAUCGAGCGAUUGGUGUACAGAGAACAAUUUGUUCAUUGGUUGUACAUCCGAUCGUGAUCUAUUUUUCUGGGAUACUUCAUUGACCAGUUUACCAAUUAAAAUUUUAAAAACCGAUUUUGAAGGUUUAUCAGAGCUUUCGUUUUACAAUAGUAAAUUGAUUGCUUAUCGUGGACGUCCAUAUAGUUUUUUAACAGUUAAAAAUUUUAUUACGAAUCAGACAUAUAUUGAACGAAAUUUGAUCGCUGGUCGUGGUAUAAGCUGGAAUCGAUCGAUGCCAUUAUUAGCUGUUGGUGGACCUAAAUAUAUUCAUCUUUUUAAAUUUAAUGUUUUCUAAAAAGAAUUAUCGUUUUUUCUUACCAUUUAUUAUUGAAAAAUAAAAUCAUUUAAUUUGA